GAAACUCGCUAAUCAUUCAUUCCGGUGGUGGUAAUUGUCGGAAGAGCAUCACACCCACAGGCGAAAGUGAAAAACUGUUGUGCAGAAUGUUCAAAUUGGUGGUGUGCCUCUCGGUGUUGGGCCUGGUGGCCUGUUACGACUUCAAAGACUCGUUCUACAAUGAACUGGUCCUGGAGGACAUCCUGGACAGCGAGGACACCCCGACGCUGAUGGACCGCUUCAAGCGAUCCAACCCGGAGAUGGACGACAAAUGCAAGCGCCACCAUAGGCACAAGUGCUGCAACGAUGCCAACGGUGACAACAUGGACAAGUACCGUGAAACGAAGAAGCAGUGCUUUACGGAGGUCCGCUCCAAGGAACGUUCGGCCCGUGGAAUGAUGAAUCCGGUCGAUAUGUUCGAUUGCGAGAAGAUGAACAAAACCAAGCAGGAGUACAUCUGUGCCGUGGAGUGCGUCGGGCGCAAGUUCGACAUCAUCGACAAGGAGGGCAACCUGAUGGGAGCGGACAAACUGGUCAAGUUCACCAAGGACAACUUCGCUGCCGAUCCGUGGCAGGACGCCGUGGUUGAUGAAUUGGUUGCAUCCUGUCUGAAGGAGGUCGCCGAGAAGAAUGAGAAGAUGAAGGCUACCGGAGAUCAUACGACUUGCAAUCCGUCCUCGUCCAACUUUGGAUACUGCAUGUGGCGUCAGAUGACUCUGGCCUGUCCGAAGGACAAACAGGACACGUCCAAGAAGUGCGAGAGGAUGCGCGAACGGUUUGCCAACAACGAGCCUUUCUCCAUGGACCACAAGCACGAUUUCGAUGACUAAGAGAUUACGAUUAGAUUGAUGACUUGAUAUUUUAUGAGUGAAAACAAUUUGAAAUUGGAAAACAAAGUGAUUGAGUGAAA
Messenger RNA from Aedes albopictus (Asian tiger mosquito), 889 nucleotides. RefSeq lists its product as uncharacterized. NCBI's taxonomy places the organism in Eukaryota, Metazoa, Arthropoda, Insecta, Diptera, Culicidae. The transcript is spliced from 2 exons. Gene Ontology annotation, molecular function: odorant binding. Bases 87 to 809 code for a protein of 240 amino acids. The record is from RefSeq and is a predicted model, not a curated record.